AUGCCUACUGUUCGUAACAGAAAAAAGUCUCUGACAUCACAAAGUUCUUGUUCGACAAAUGACUCUCAUACAGAGCUGGAGUUUUUACCCGACAAACUAAGAGCAAAGCUACUUCCUUUCCAGAAAGAUGGGAUUAUUUUUGCCCUUAAAAGAAAUGGCAGGUGUAUGGUGGCUGAUGAAAUGGGUCUAGGAAAGACAAUCCAGGCAAUUUCCAUUGCUUACUUCUAUAAAGAGGAAUGGCCUCUUCUAAUAGUGGUGCCUUCAUCUCUGAGGUACCCUUGGACGGAAGAAAUAGAGAAAUGGAUUCCAGAACUAGGUCCAGAAGAAAUUAAUGUCAUUCAGAAUAAAACUGAUACCGGGAGAAUAUCGACUAGCAAAGUGACAAUUCUGGGUUAUGGUCUUUUAGCCAGAGAUGCAGAGACUUUGAUAGAUGUACUAAAUGACCAGAACUUUAAAGUAGUUAUAGUGGAUGAAUCACAUUACAUGAAGUCCAGAAAUGCAACCCGUACCAAGAUUUUAUUGCCAUUAGUACAAAAAGCCAUACGUGCCAUUCUUCUUACAGGAACUCCAGCUUUGGGAAGACCCGAAGAGCUCUUUAUGCAGAUUGAAGCUCUCUUUCCACAAAAAUUUGGAAAAUGGACUGAUUAUGCCAAAAGAUACUGCAAUGCACGUGUCAGAUAUUUUGGCAAAAGAUCUCAGUGGGAUUGUAGAGGGGCAUCAAAUCUUAAUGAACUUCAUCAGUUAUUAAGCGACAUAAUGAUUAGAAGAUUAAAGAAUGAAGUUUUAACCCAGCUGCCCCCCAAAAUCAGACAGCGUAUUCCAUUUGAUGUUUUGCCUGCAGCAGCUAAGGAAUUGAAUACCAGCUUUGAAGAAUGGGAAAAAUUAAUAAGAGCUCCAAGUUCUGCUUCUCGCGAUACUGUCAUGGGAUUGAUUACACGAAUGUUUAAACAAACUGCUAUUGCCAAGGCAGGUGCUGUCAAGGAUUAUAUUAAGAUGAUGCUUCAGAAUGAGUCUCUUAAAUUUCUUGUUUUUGCUCACCAUCUAAGCAUGCUACAAGCUUGCACAGAAGCAGUCAUAGAAAACAAGACUCGUUACAUUAGGAUAGAUGGAAGUGUUCCUUCUUCAGAAAGAAUCCAUUUGGUGAAUCAGUUUCAAAAGGAUCCUGAUACUCGUGUGGCUAUCUUAAGCAUUCAGGCUGCUGGUCAGGGUUUGACAUUUACUGCUGCAACUCAUGUUGUAUUUGCUGAGUUAUAUUGGGACCCUGGACAUCUAAAACAAGCAGAGGACCGUGUUCACCGAAUUGGACAGUGCAGCUCUGUGAAUAUUCACUAUCUUAUUGCAAAUGGUACUUUAGACACCCUUAUGUGGGGAAUGUUGAACCGCAAGACUCAGGUCACAGGGAGUACCUUGAAUGGGAGGAAGGAACAACUACAAGCUAAGGAAGAUGAUAAAGAAAAAUGGGAUUUCCUGCAAUUUGCUGAAGCUUGGAUUCCAAGUGAAAGUUCUGAAGAGUUCAAGAAUGAAAUUUUGUUCACUCAUUUUGAAAAAGAGAAGCAGCAUGAUAUUCGGUCAUUCUUUUUGACAAAACCUAAGAAAAGACAGUUGCUGACUUCCUGUGAUGAAUCAAGUACAUCCCAGGAGGAAAACAAUAUAGUACCAGCUGACUCUGACAAAACAACCACAGGAGAUGUUAACAGUGAAAGUAAUUUGGAAUCUGAAUCUAAAAGAUUGAAAUUGGACCAACACUGCAAUCCCCCAACAGAGAAACCAAUGCAGCCCAGACAAACCAAAUGUUCACUCCUGCCUGAGGACCAUAAGGCCAAGGCCCGGAAAGCCACUCUGCCCCUUUCUGGAACGGACUGGCAAUGUGGUUUCUGCACCUAUGUCAAUAAUGCAAUGUUACCUUAUUGUGAAAUGUGUGAGAAUCCUCAAGGCAGUGCUGUUCUGCUCUUAGAUAGUAGCAGCCAUACCCAGAAGAAAAUGAAAACCAAGAAAGAUAAUUCUGAGACUGGCACUUCAGAAAAAGUUCAUUCUGUUUCUGAAAAACGAGCUCUUGCACAGAGCUCAGGUGUUGCUCAGUCAGAGUCUGAACCAUUACCUGAAAGCAAAGAAAAAAUACCAACACCAGAAUGGAGAGAUGGAUUUAUGCCCCAGUCCCAUGCUAAACAGUCAGAGACUUCCGAGACUUUGCCAGUCUACGAUACCUUAAUGUUUUGUGCAAGUAAGAAUACUGACCGGAUUCAUCUCUACACUAAGGAUGGAAACCAGAUGAACUGUAAUUUCAUUCCUUUAGAUAUAAAAUUAGACCUUUGGGAAGAUUUGCCAGCAAGUUUUCAGCUGAAACAAAAUCGCUCCCUGAUAUUGAGAUUUAUUCGAGAAUGGAGUAGUCUAACUGCCAUGAAGCAAAGAGUAAUCAGGAAAAGUGGGCAGCUGUUCUGCAGUCCAAUUCUUGCUUUGGAAGAGAUCACAAAGCAGCAAACCAAAUCACAUAGUACCAGAAGGUACAUAACCAAAGAAGAUGUUGCUGUGGCCGCAAUAGACAAGGUGAAGAAAGAUGGGGGCCAUGUUCGUCUGAUCACAAAGGAUUCCAGAUUACAGGAACCUUCUACCAAAGAAUUUCUUGAAGAUGGUUCCUGUGUCUCAUUUGUCAAUCCCUGCACAGCCCAAGCAGAUCUCACGAUGAAACCUUCCUCCAAAGGCUAUUUACAAGCUGUGGACAAUGAGGGAAAUCCACUCUGCCUUCGCUGCCAGCAGCCCACUUGCCAAACUAAGCAGGAUUGUAAAGUGAACACUUGGGAUUCACGAUUUUGUUCUCUGCAGUGUCAGGAGGAGUUCUGGAUUCGAUCUAAUAACAGUUACAUACGAGCCAAGGUCUUUGAAAUUGAACAUGGUGUCUGUCAGCUAUGUAGUCUGAAUGCACAUGAGCUCUUUUUACGACUGAAAGAUGCUCCUAAGAGUCAACGGAAGAAUCUCCUGGAUAUGACCUGGAUUUCAAAACUCCCAUUAGAACAGCUUAAUGAAAUGAUAAGAAACCCAGGGGAAGGGCAGUUCUGGCAGGUGGACCACAUUAAGCCAGUGUUUGGUGGAGGAGGGCAGUGCUCCCUGGACAACCUGCAGACUCUCUGCACCAUCUGCCACCGAGAGAGAACUGCCAAACAAGCUAAGGAAAGAAGCCAAGUGAGAAGACUAACACCAAAGCAUGGAUCAGACAUCACACGGUUUUUGGUAAAGAAGUGA
Molecule: messenger RNA, 3237 nt
Organism: Suncus etruscus (white-toothed pygmy shrew)
Lineage: Eukaryota; Metazoa; Chordata; Mammalia; Eulipotyphla; Soricidae
Gene: ZRANB3
Product: zinc finger RANBP2-type containing 3
Exons: 20
Coding region: 1-3237 (1078 amino acids)
Biological process (GO): DNA repair; replication fork processing
Cellular component (GO): nuclear replication fork
Molecular function (GO): ATP binding; nucleic acid binding; zinc ion binding
Source: RefSeq, a predicted model, not a curated record